AGAGUACACAGCCCUUCGCGAUCAAUGGAUUCGAGAUGGCGAAGGGUUCGUCCUCGUCUACAGCAUCUCAUCACGGUCGUCCUUCUCAAGGAUCAAGAGGUUUCACCAUCAGAUCCAGCGAGUCAAGGAAUCAUGUGCAUCCUCACCCUCAUAUCCCGGCUCGCCAAUCUCGGCCGUCAGCCCGCAAGCACCCGUGCCAAUCAUGCUUGUUGGCAACAAGAGCGACAGAGUCACCGAGAGGGAAGUGUCGACACAAGAAGGCCAUGCCCUGGCCCGCGAGCUCGGCUGCGAGUUCGUCGAGGCGUCGGCCAAGAACUGCAUAAACGUCGAAAAGGCCUUUUACGACGUCGUCAGAAUACUCCGGAGGCAGCGCCAGGCAGCCUCGCGGCCCCAACCCAGCGGGCGAAGCAACACCCGGCCGUCCAACGGCGACGCCGGGGCGCGAUACGACGACAAGGAGGGCGGCGACCGCUACCGCCGCAAAGUGGGCAGGAGGGAAGGCAAGAGCAAAUGCGUCGUCCUGUGA
This is a messenger RNA of Colletotrichum navitas, 526 nucleotides long. RefSeq names its product P-loop containing nucleoside triphosphate hydrolase protein. Gene Ontology annotation, cellular component: plasma membrane. NCBI's taxonomy places the organism in Eukaryota, Fungi, Ascomycota, Sordariomycetes, Glomerellales, Glomerellaceae. Gene Ontology annotation, molecular function: GTPase activity; GDP binding; GTP binding. The record is from RefSeq and is a predicted model, not a curated record. Gene Ontology annotation, biological process: Ras protein signal transduction. The annotation marks the transcript as partial. The transcript has a single exon.